GUACGAAAAGGCGGCGCGCGGGCCGCAGCGGCAGCUCCUCGGCGACCCGCACUUACCAGUGUGCGCCCCGGUGCCACCCUGGCUUUCCCUCCUCUGGACGCCGGCGCCCACUUCAUCGUCCGCAACCAGAAGCCCAGUGCAGCCCCCGGAGCCCCCUCUGCACCACCGCCGCUCCCCGGACCACGACCCAGGCCGCCCCGAGAUGACCGCGACCGGAGCCCUCCUGCCCGUCCUCUUGCUCCUGCUGGCUUUCGGCCACAGCACCUAUGGGGCUGAAUGCGACCCAGCCUGCGACCCCAAACAUGGAUUCUGCGAGGAUGACAAUGUUUGCAGGUGCGAGAUGGGCUGGGAAGGCCCCCUGUGUGACAAGUGCGUCACCGCCCCUGGCUGCGUCAAUGGACUCUGUGACGAACCAUGGCAGUGUUUCUGCAAGGAUGGCUGGGAAGGGAAAUUCUGCAACAUAGACAUGCGGGCUUGCACCUCAACCCCCUGUGCCAACAAUGGAACCUGCGUGGACCUCGAGAAGGGCCAGUACGAGUGCUCCUGUGCCCCUGGCUUCUCUGGAAAGGACUGCCAGAACAAGGAUGGGCCCUGCGUGAUCAAUGGUUCUCCCUGCCAGAACGGAGGGGCCUGUGUGGAUGAUGAGGGCCAGGCCUCUUAUGCUUCCUGCCUGUGCCCCCCUGGCUUCUCCGGCAACUUCUGCGAGAUCGUUAACAACACCUGCACCCCUAACCCAUGCGAGAACGAUGGCGUCUGCACCGAAAUCGGGGGCGACUUCCGUUGCCGCUGCCCAGCUGGAUUCGUCGACAAGACCUGCAGCCGCCCGGUGAGCAACUGCGCCAGUGGCCCGUGCCAGAACGGGGGCACCUGCCUCCAGCACACCCAGGUGAGCUACGAGUGUCUGUGCAAGCCCCGGUUCAUGGGUCCCACGUGCGCGAAGAAGCGCGGGGCCAGCCCUGUGCAGGUCACCCACCUGCCUAGCAGCUACGGGCUCACCUACCGGGUAACCCCUGGGGUGCACGAGCUGCCAAUUCAGCAGCCCGAGCACCACAUCCUGAAGGUGUCCAUGAAAGAGCUCAACAAGAGUACCCCUCUCCUCACCGAGGGACAGGCCAUCUGCUUCACCAUCCUGGGUGUGCUCACCAGCCUGGUGGUGCUGGGCACCGUGGUCAUCGUCUUCCUCAACAAGUGCGAGACCUGGGUGACCAACCUGCGCUACAGUCACUUGCUGCGCAAGAAGAAGAACCUGCUGCUGCAGUACAACAGCGGAGAGGAGCUGGCGGUCAACAUCAUCCUACCCGAGAAGAUCGACAUGACCACCUUCGACAAGGAGGCUGGAGACGAGGAGAUCUAAGCAACGUCCCCCUAGGUCCCUCCAUAGUAUCGGGGUUCCGCAGCGCUUGCUAUAUGCGGUCUGUGCUUCUCUUUGUGGCAGAGCUUGCUCUCUUUUGUGUGAAAUCUAGUGAGCGCUAUGCUUACAUGUGUUGUCUUUGCAUUGCUGUGUGACGUGCUGCCAUGCUAUCUAAGAACCCCGUUCCUCCCUCUCAAUGCAUGCUAAUGAAUAAUAAUAAUAAGAAUUUCAUCUCUAAAUGAGUUUAAGAAAUAAGUAUGUUAUUCUAAACUCUUAACUAUCAAAUAUAUCACAUAUAAAAUCAAAAAAGACCAAAAAAAAACAUGGUAACAGAACCAGGACUUGGUGCUGAGGGCCCUCUCCUGGGGGGCUUUCGGCCACCAGGUCCUCGUGCAACCACACACGAAUGCUGUGCUUGACCACUCACUGUGAAAAGGGCUACACUCUUUCGUUCGUUAAUUCUCACACACCACUUCGACUCGCACUCACAUCCAGUCUCACACCGCAACCCUUAGAUCUUUCCAAUUGACUUGUGACUUUGCAGUGUGUAGUGGCUGUGUGUCAGGCAAAGAGAGCCCCCAGGUUGGCUGCUGGCAGACAGGUCAGGACCCAGUCCCAGCCCUGCCGCUCACUCGCUGUGUGACCCUUGGCGAGACCUCCAUUCCCAACCCUGGGCCACCUCCCCACCCCUCUCUUGAGGGAGGUGUGGAAAUAUCCAAACCACCAAGGUCCUCUCUAGCCCCCAAAUUCAGAAUUAGGAACGAGGGAUAUAUACCAAAACACUUCCUGACUCCAAGAAUAGGAUCUGAUGGAGACUUGGUCUCAUCCUGGGAUCCGAAAGGUUUUGGCCUAUCCUGGCUGUACACUUGAUAUUGAAGUCGAUCCCAACAGCGUUUCUCAAAGUGGGGAGCCUCCUGGCUCCUGUCCAGUUUGGGAAAAACUGGCCCCUUGAGGGCAAAAUGUGCCAUUUGGAGUUGUCUCUUGAGCAACCCACUCCCCACCCCAGCUCAGCCCUGCCCCAGCCCCAUGCCCCCCAGACUCCACCCCACACUUGCCCCUGUAGAAUAGAGAUGAUAUGCUUUCAGACGUAAGUGUACCUUGAACCACAAGUGCCCCCUGGCAAAGUCUGAGUGAGCAACACAGCCCUCUCCAAGGUUUUCACAGGCUUUAAUGGAAAUUGCUGCUUGUGGGGCGUUUUUCUUGUCCUAUGGCGAAAGUGUGAUAGCCUCUGUCCACAGCCAUAGAUGUACCUUUGUGUUGCUGAGUCUAUGACCCUCAGAUCCCAAAAGACCUAGCCAGCUUCUGAAUUUAAUUUUUUUAGAGAGCAUCUAUCUUUUUUUUGCAAAAUAAAAACACAAAAAACAAACAAACAAAAAAAAAACAACAACAACAAAAAAAAAAGUAGAAAGAAAUGGGAUAGAGUCCUGUGUAGCUUCUCAGCUCUGGUUGGAGUCUGGUUGCUACACAGCCCUUGGGUCCCAGCUAGGAAUCCUUUGCUUCUUAGGUUACCUGGAUAGGAGUCUAUGCUCUUAGCUUUAAAUGUGAGCCGUGUUCACCCUGCUCUGAGUACUUGCUUGCAAGUCAUUGUCACCAUUAUCCACUGUCAUUCAAAUCAUGAUCACAGCACACACUCACAACUUCAUGGUCAUCACUCAUUGGUCAUGUGCGCCACCGUUGUCACACAUUAUCGACCUUAUCACCCCUCCAACCUCUACCCUGGGAUCAUUUCGUUCACAGCCCUGACUCAAAGAAAUCUCUUCCCACCCAUUGGUCACGGAUCAUCAUCAGCCUAUGUUUCUCCCAGUCACACUCUGAGACUCCUUCCCAUUUUGCCCCACCCUCAUCCUGAUGAGAGUGUCUCAGCUCCCUCCAUCAAGUCAUCAUCCCAUCUCAUUUUAAGUUAAUUUUAAGAAAUAAAAAUUUAAAAAAGAUUUAAAAAAAAAAAAAAAGUAACAACAAUUAUCGACAAUUGCCAGGCUGGUGUCUCGUAUGCCCCCUGGCCUCUUUCGCCUGGAGACCUUGACAGAGUCUGCUAACGAUUCUGUUCCUCAAUUUCUCCAAUGUGAGAUUCUACAAUUGGACAAAAAAAAAAAAAAAAAAAAAA
Molecule: messenger RNA, 3455 nt
Organism: Peromyscus leucopus (white-footed mouse)
Lineage: Eukaryota; Metazoa; Chordata; Mammalia; Rodentia; Cricetidae
Gene: Dlk1
Product: delta like non-canonical Notch ligand 1
Exons: 5
Coding region: 203-1354 (383 amino acids)
Molecular function (GO): Notch binding; calcium ion binding
Source: RefSeq, a predicted model, not a curated record